AUGCUCUUCCAAGCAUACAAAAACCUCUCUUCAACUAUGCGCAUCGGCGUUGGCGUCGGCAUCAUCGCCUGGGGCGCCAUCGGCCUGUAUCUCUCGGAUCGCGCCGAGGAAAGGUACGGCCUUACGCCUUCGGAGGCGGAUAAGGCGGCCCUCGAAAAGGUGACGCCUAAGAUCUUGGUUGUCGAUCGCCCCAAGGGCGAGUGA
Molecule: messenger RNA, 204 nt
Organism: Scedosporium apiospermum
Lineage: Eukaryota; Fungi; Ascomycota; Sordariomycetes; Microascales; Microascaceae
Exons: 2
Coding region: 1-204 (67 amino acids)
Source: RefSeq, a predicted model, not a curated record